CAUCGCUAUUGCGGCAUCCUAUCUCGGUUUGGGAAGCCCACUACCUCUUUCUUUCCUCUCGGGGGACGACAGUGAGGCCCAGGAGGAAGGACCAGGGAUAAGUUGAAAAGUCCAGUGAAAGGAGCGUUCUGAGGUGUUACAACAGUGAGGCAGCCCCCGCCCAUGCUCAGUGAGCACUACUGCCUCGGUAGCUGACAUGGCCGCCGACCACGUGACCCAGACUCGGCGCCGGCUUGGUUCCUGUCGCUUUAGUUCAGUACUCUUGGUUCUUCGUUUCCCUCCUUUUCUCUCUUACGGAAUUCAGUACUGCUUUUCUUUCCUCAGGAAAAGUGCCGAACAGACUCUUGAAAACCCAGAAAGGGGCGCGCUAGUGUUGGCGCGUGCGCAGGGUGUUGCCACUGGAACCGGACCGGGCACGGAGGAAGAGGCUGGGUGGUAAACAGGAAGUGGACGCUGGGAGUUCGGGACGCCCCUCAGAAAACAUCCAGAGAAAAUGACCCAUUGGUUUCAUAGGAAUCCAUUAAAAGCUACAGCUCCUGUCUCUUUUAACUACUAUGGUGUGGCCGCUGGUCCUCCUGCUUCAAAAAUUUGCAAUGACUUGAGAACAUCCAGGGCAAGACUCCUUGAAUUGUUCACUGAUUUGAGCUGUAAUCCAGAAAUGAUGAAGAAUGCUGCAGACUCAUACUUUUCACUCUUGCAAGGGUUCAUAAAUUCACUGGAUGAAUCUACCCAGGAAAGCAAGUUACGAUAUAUUCAGAAUUUCAAGUGGACGGAUACGUUACAAGGACAUGUUCCGAGUGCCCAGCAGGAUGCUGUUUUUGAAUUAAUUUCCAUGGGAUUUAAUGUAGCUCUGUGGUAUACCAAAUAUGCUUCAAGACUGGCGGGAAAAGAAAACAUAACAGAAGAUGAAGCAAAGGAAGUUCAUCGAAGCCUGAAAAUUGCAGCUGGGAUUUUUAAACAUUUAAAGGAAAGUCAUAUCCCCAAACUUAUUACUCCUGCAGAAAAGGGAAGGGAUUUAGAGGCACGACUCAUAGAAGCUUAUAUUAUCCAGUGUCAGGCUGAAGCUCAAGAAGUAACAAUUGCCCGAGCAAUUGAACUUAAACAUGCUGCUGGACUAAUUGCUGCACUGGCAUAUGAGACAGCCAAUUUUUAUCAAAAAGCUGAUCAUACUUUAUCCAGUUUGGAGCCUGCAUAUUCUGCAAAAUGGAGAAAAUAUCUUCACUUGAAAAUGUGUUUCUACACAGCUUAUGCUUACUGUUAUCAUGGUCAGACUUUGUUGGCUAGUGAUAAAUGUGGUGAAGCAAUCAGGUCUUUGCAAGAAGCAGAAAAAUUGUAUGCAAAGGCAGAAGCAUUAUGCAAAGAAUAUGGAGAAACCAAAGGACCUGGACCAACAGUCAAACCUUCAGGACACUUGUUCUUUAGGAAACUGGGAAACCUUGUGAAGAAUACCCUAGAAAAAUGUCAAAGAGAAAAUGGAUUUAUUUACUUUCAAAAAAUUCCAACAGAAGCCCCACAGCUGGAACUCAAAGCAAAUUAUGGGCUAGUAGAGCCAGUGCCUUUUGAAUUUCCUCCUACAAGUGCUCACUGGACACCGGAAACGUUGGCUGCAUUUGAUCUCACCAAGAGACCCAAGGAUGAUGGUGCCAAACCCAAGCCUGAUGAAGAAGUAAAACCUGUGAAAGAACCAGAUAUCAAACCUCAAAAGGACACUGGGUGCUAUCUCUCCUAAAACAUAAAAUGUGCUUAGAAUUCUUCUACAAUUAGAUAAGAAAACCACACAACUUGUGUUCACAUUUCUUGGAAUGAUUUCUCUGAAGCUUAUAGCAUAAUUAUUACAUUCAGAGGGGAUCUGCCUUCAGUGCAUUCGUUCUUGAUUUUUAAGGUGAUGAAGAUGUUUUUAAUCAGGACAACAUUUGGAAGGUUUCAUUGUGUCUCUGACAGGUAUAUUUGAUGAUUGGAUCUUUUUUGAACUCUGGUUAGUAAGUUCCAGCUUCAUGUAUUAUAGGCCUGAAUUGUUUUCAGGUAUGUUUUUUCUGUCAUCACAAAAAUGUUUAUUUUUAUUUUCCUUUUAUUUGAUACCAGAAGAAUGGCAAGAAUCAAUUUCAAGCAGAGACAGUCUUUUUUUCCCUUACCCUUGUGUAAAUUGUAGCACAGACUUGUUAUGUUCUGAGUCAAUUAUCUUUUCUGGUGGGGGAAAAAGCUCUUAUAGUUAAAGAUCAGAAAACUUUCAUACCAAUCCCUUACAUAUGCUGGAAUCUAUAAUUUACUCAAAAAUUAGUGUUUGUAGAUAAGUUGAGACCUUUAAGAACUUUUCCUUAUUCUAGUAUCUGCUUCAUUCAUUCUCAAAAUCCUACAAUGAUUUUUAUAAAUACUUUUUCUAUUGGGUUUUUUACUUAGAGGAUAGAACUUUGUAAGUGUUUAAUGUUUAUAUGUAAGGGAAGACAGUAAGAAUGAAAAAUGGUUUUUAAAGAAGUAAAUAUUGCAUGAUAUAAAGAAAAAACUUCAAACAUGAAUGAGAUAGGUUGUCCUGUAUCACACUGGUGACUACUACUUUGUUUGAGAAGCUUAUUAGUAAAAUGCCUUUGUUAGCUGAUUUUGGUGUACAUUGUUUUUAUAUGGUUUUCUAAUACAUAUGCAUAUAUCUCCUACCAGAAUUGCAUUGCUUUAGGUCAAAGGCCAUAGCAAAAACUUAGAGAACAAACAUAGAUACAGAAUGAUCUUAAAAAAUGAAUUUAAUAGGGCUGGCAAUAUAGCUCUGUAGUAAAAGACCCUGGGAAAAGAUUAUAAUCAUUUGAAACAGUUUAGUAUAUACACAGACUUGAGAAAUAGUUUGUAAUACUUAAACAAAACUCACAUAUCUGUAGAUUUAUCUUGUGUUGAUUAUUCUCCUGAAAAGUUAAUUUAUUAUUAUAAAUGACAGAUUUUUUUUUUUAACGGAAAUAAUAACAGUAGUGUAUUUUGAAAGCUUACUUUGUGCCAGGCAUUGUGCUGAGCACUUACAUAGAUAUACCAUUGAGUUCACACAGCAACCCUUAAUAAAUACAUAAAAUCUGCGUAAAGUGUCAAAAUAGGAAUAUGCAUUUUAUUAUGAAGAAUGAGUAAAUUAUGUCUAGCCGAAUCAAGAUUGUGUUCAAAUAAAUGAUCGCUUAAAUCAGAUAUCAUAUUUUACACUGCUUUUGAAAAACUACAUGGAAUUCAAGGGUUUUUUUUUAAUAUGUGGAAAUGCUAACUACUGCUUGCAGUAUAUAUUUAAUAUCUGAAGUUACAGUUUCUGGAAUAUUUGGAGCAAUUACUGAACAGUUUUAUUUUGCUGCUUAUAGAAAAUAUUAAAGUUCACUGUUAAAAAUCACUUACUACAAAUUGACUUGUUGCUGUAUGUCAUCUGCUGACAAAACUUUAAACAGUACUUGAGGACCUAUUUAUCUUAGGUACUAGUGCUUAUUAACCUAGUUACUAAAUUUUCAUAUUGAUAUUUUUGUGGAUUAUACUACCAUGUUUGAAAUGGAAACAUGUGAUAUGCUCAGUGCUUCUGUAAAAUGCAGUAAAUACUGGUAUUUAAAUAAAUAAUUUGUCAGUUUUGACAUGAUCAAAAGUAUUCUGUUGACUCAGCUUUAUCCUUUUAAUACCCCAUUAUAUGUAAGAUUUUUUGAAAUGGUGUUGGAAAUUAUCAAAUGUAAAGAAGUUGCAUGAAAGUUAGAGGGAGGUGUAACUAUUUGUAUUAACUAUUGCAUAAAUUUCAUACCAGGCUGUGACAGCUUACAUAUUGCUUCUGCUAAGUGUUGUUUGUAUAAUGAAUUAUCUUUAUUUAUGAAAAUAAAAGUAAUUUUA
This is a messenger RNA of Sciurus carolinensis (gray squirrel), 3828 nucleotides long. RefSeq names its product BRO1 domain and CAAX motif containing (gene Brox). Lineage: Eukaryota; Metazoa; Chordata; Mammalia; Rodentia; Sciuridae. The record is from RefSeq and is a predicted model, not a curated record. The transcript has 14 exons. Bases 494 to 1729 code for a protein of 411 amino acids.